Alnus glutinosa is the source of this 1728-nucleotide messenger RNA. Its product is annotated as G-type lectin S-receptor-like serine/threonine-protein kinase At2g19130. The transcript is spliced from 4 exons. Lineage: Eukaryota; Viridiplantae; Streptophyta; Magnoliopsida; Fagales; Betulaceae. Gene Ontology annotation, biological process: recognition of pollen. The coding region runs from base 1 to 1728 and encodes 575 amino acids. The record is from RefSeq and is a predicted model, not a curated record.
AUGACGAGUAAGCCAUGGCUCUUAUUUGUUCUGCUUCUAAUCCUCUCUUAUGGCAGAGCAUGCUUUUCCAUAUCUGGUGAUACCCUUUCACCAGGUCACUCUCUUUCUUUUUCAAAGAGCGAGACCAUAGUAUCUCAAGGUGGCACUUUUGAGCUCGGUUUCUUCAAACCAGGAAGUUCAUUAAAAAUCUACCUGGGCAUAUGGUAUAAAAUGUAUGACCAGAAGGACAAUAUUGUUUGGGUAGCAAAUAGAGAAAACCCUCUGUCUGACCUGUCUUCGUCAAGACUUGACCUCUCAGAAGAUGGCAAUCUACUCCUGUUUGGAGGUUCCUCCAGCAUCCCAUUUUCGUUGACAAAUUUGACCUCUCCCCGCUCAACUGAAGCAGUACUUGGGGAAGAUGGAAAUUUUGUUUUAAGAGAUAAAUCGAAUGCGUCUUCUAUAUUGUGGGAGAGUUUCGACCAUCCGACCGAUACAUGGCUCCCAGGUGCAAAGUGUUGGAUCGAUAAGGCUACUCGAAAACAACAUCAACUCGUUUCAUGGAAAAAUUCAGAAGAUCCAGCACCUGGUGUCUUCUCGGUGGGGUUAGACCCAAAUGGAAUCAAUCAAGUUUGCUUACAGUGGAACACAUCCCAAAUCUAUUGGUGUUCUGGAGCUUGGAAUGGACAUUCUUUCAACUUAAUUCCUGAGAUGAGCUUGAGUUCUAUCUACAACUUCAGUAUUGUGUCAAAUGAAAAGGGAAUGUAUAUUAUUCAUUAUCUUCGUAAUCCAUCUUACCGCUCUAAAUUAGUGAUGUUGUCUACAGGAAAACUGCAGCUAUGGACGUGGCUGUCUGGCCCUUUGGUAUGGAAUUCAUUUUGGUAUAUACCGAGGGACCCAUCUGAUGUCUACGCUUUGUGUGGUGGAUUUGGCGUGUAUAGUGGGAAUUCCUCGAGCCCGAUCUGUGAAUGUCUAAAAGGCUUUGAACCAUUUUCGAUUGACUACACCAGACUAAAUGAUUGGUCGGGUGGCUGUGUGAGGAAAUCUCCUUUGCAAUGUGAGAAUAAUACGUAUGGUAAUGGGACAAAAGAUUGGUUCAUGAAAAUGCCAAACGUGAGAUUGCCUGUCAAUUCAAAAGCAUAUUGGGCAGAGAGUGCUAGGAUUAAUUGUGAAGCGGCUUGCAUGAAUAAUUGCUCUUGCACAGCUUAUGCUUAUAAUAGGAGUGGGUACUGUAUGAUAUGGGAAGGAGCUAUUUUUAACUUACAGCAACUCUCAGAUGCUGGCGAGACUGGACAAUAUAUCUAUCUCAAACUUGCUGCUGAUGAGAAUCAAAGUACCAAAGGCAAAAAAUGGAAAGUAUGGGUAGCUGUGUUGGUCCCUUCAAUAGGGUUUAUCUUAUGCCUCUUCAUUUGUUUUUCAACGAAAGGAAAGCUCAAACGCGUAGGAGAGAAGGCUUCAAGCAACAAUCUACUAUUAUUUGAUUUCGAUACGGAGCUCAGUGUAAUCAAUGAAGAAACGAAUACCAACAAUAAUAUGAAGAAAAAAGAGAAGGAUUUUGAGUUACCACUAUUCAGUUAUGAGAGCAUAUCAACUGCAACUAAUAAUUUUUCAGCUGUAAAUAAGCUUGGAGAAGGAGGUUAUGGACUUGUUUACAAGAAAACCGACAUUAGUGGUAAAUCUUUAUGGAAGUUUAAAGAGCUUAUGGUUCUCCUUCAUAGGGGAAAUUACUCAGAGCGCGAGAAGUUGCAGUGA